AGAGUCUUGUUUAUGUUUUGCUCGCUAAUCGGUUUCUAAAAUGGAUCAAUAUCCGGAUGAGAAUGAGGAAUUUGAACUGCAAUACCAGGAUGAGCUGGAGAUGCUGGAUGACCUGCCCUCUGACCAACAGCAUGUUGAAUAUGGGCCCACAACAUCCAAGCAAGCGGCGGCGCAACGAGCGGCACAAGAACAGAAACUGCAGCUGCAACAGGUGGAUAAAGGGGGCAGAGCACCCUUGCUGGACCAAUCACAGCUGAGCAACUCCACGCUCCACUCGCCACAAUUGUCGCAAAUAACUUUUGGCCACAGUCAAGCGGAACCGGAAGGGAAUGGAGCUCCAGUGAAUCGACGCCUCUUUGGAACUCCAAAAGGGCCGCCACAACGUGGCUGUUCCACUCCCUUCCAGCGCAUGCUGCCAAUAAAAGAGGUUGUGCAGGAGGUGGCAAUGGAAACGGAACCGCUGCUCAAUGCUGCUGCCACGCAGCUGCAGGAGGUAGGACUGCGAAAGAGUAGUAAACGGCGCCUGGAGCGCGAUCUCUUUGGGGACAUUGAUGAUCUAUAUCCAGAUGAGAGCUACGAGGAUCCAAUGGCCAAAAAGGCGCGCACCGAGGAGCAGCGGGACAAUGAGGCAAUUGAACGCAUUCUCGAGCUGCGGCGCAAGAUGCGGGAGACAAGCAAGACGGUGCGCCAGGAUGAGGUGACGCGCCUGAAGGCGCUACAUGAGUUCAAAAUGCGGAAUUUGUCCUACGAGAUACCCACCUGGCCAUUUCUAGCCGUGCAACGUAGCGAUCUGGAGCGACUCUAUGUGCGUUUCCACUCCGAGGACUAUGAGACGCGCCAGCUGGAGCUCUUGAGUGCGCGCGGCUUUCGCCAUGGAAGCAUGUGUGGCAGUUUGCUGGGCGAGGCCAAGCAGCAGGUGUGGCAGGAAGCCAACGAGCUGGUGCUGCAGCGCAUGGCGCCCGCCACACAAUUGCCCGUUGCCGCUGCGCCGGCAGCCGCUUCGGGAGCGGAAACUGAAGGCCUUUGGGUGGACAAAUAUAAGCCACGCAAAUAUAUUGAUUUGCUCUCCGACGAGAUGACCAAUCGCAGUUUGCUCUACUGGCUGAAAAUGUGGGACAAGGUCGUCUUUGGCAAAGAGUUCCACAGUAAGCAGGAGCAGACAGACGCUGCUGGUGGUGGAGGAGGAGGCGGAGGCGGAGCUGGUAAUCAACAGCUGAAUAGCUUCAACAAACGCACGGGGAAAUUUGAAUCGAAUGGUGGUUGGCGUCAGCGUAAGCCGCGCCAGGCACUGAACACCAAUGUUGAUGAACUGGGCAGACCUAUGCAGAAAGUGGCUCUACUGUGUGGUCCGCCUGGUCUGGGCAAGACGACGUUGGCGCACACAAUCGCCCGACAUGCUGGCUAUAAUGUGCGUGAGAUAAACGCCUCAGACGAUCGCACUCCAGAGGCCUUCAAGCUGGCAUUGGAGAAUGGCACACAAAUGUCUUCCGUGCUGAAUGUGGAUCGGCGUCCCAAUUGCAUCAUAUUGGAUGAAAUCGAUGGCGCUCCCCGUCAGUCCAUAGAAUAUCUGGUAAAGUUCGUUAACGACGGCAUCUAUAGCAAGGCGAAAGCCAAGGGCGCCAAAGCCGUGCACAAUGUGCUUAAACGACCGAUUAUUUGUAUCUGUAAUGAUAUCUACGAUCCGGCUUUGCGGGCACUCCGCCAAAUGGCUUUCGUCGUUAGGUUUCCGCCCCUUGAUUCAGCACGUUUGGCAGAGCGACUGUUAAAAAUUGCACGAAGGGAACGCCUGCAAACAGAUUUUGGUUCACUGAUAGCGCUGGCCGACAAAUCGGGCAACGAUGUCCGCAGCUGUAUUUCCUCCAUGCAGUUCUUCAGCGCCCAGCAACAGAGUCUCUCACUGCAGGAUGUGCUUAACAAUAAUCUGGGACAAAAGGAUCGCUCGCAGGGCCUCUUUGAUAUUUGGGGCGCUAUCUUCAGGAUACAACGUCCCAAAAAACAACUGCAACAGCGCAAUAAAACAGAGGAGGAGGAGGCGCAGGUCACUAUGACGGACAUGUCGGUGGCCACACGGGUGCGAAAUGUGCUCGAUGUGGUGCAUUCGGGUGGUGAUUACGAGCGUCUCACCCAGGGAGUGUAUGAGAACUAUUUGCAGCAGAAAAUGCCGGAUCCAAACUUCAAUGGCGUUUGCGAGGCCAUGCAAUGGUUUUGCUUCUCCGAUGCGCUGCAAAAUCAAAUAUCGCGACAGCAAAACUACACAGUCUAUCCGUAUUUGCAGUACGGGUUUGUGGUGUGGCAUCUCCUUUUUGCCACACUGGCUUGGCCGAAAAUUGCAUUUCCUACGCGUGGCUUUGAGUUCAAUCAGAAGAGCACGAACCAGCGCAACAUCUUUCAAGCCUUUCGCAAGAGCAUCACGACGGCAGCACAGGGCAUUGGACAGGGUAGUGUACUAUUAAUGGACACUGUGCCGCUGGUGAGGCGCAUUAUAUCGCCGCAAUUACGCUCGGUGGCGGUUCAACUGCUAUCACAAAAAGAGCAAUAUGAUUUGCGGCACACCAUACAGGUUAUGGUUGAUCUCGGCUUAACAUUUGUGCAAGUCAAAUCUGUGGAGGGUCAUUAUGUCUUUCAAACUGAGCCCGAUUUGGAUGCAUUGUCCGCCUUUCCAGGUUUUCCGGGCAUUACGCUGCCCUACUUCAGUCGUCAGCUUAUAGCCCGCGAGGUGGAUCUGGAACGCAUACGUCGUGCGGCGCCCAAGAGCAAUGAUUUCGAUCCAAUAGCACCAACAACAACAUCAUCUCAGCCAGCCACAAAGAAAACUUCACCGCAUUUGCCCAAUCAUUUGAGAACAUUGAAGCCAAAACAAAUUAGUGCUACGAAUGCGCCGAAACAGCAGCUUACCAAAGACUUCUUUGGACGAGUUCAACACAAAUCUACUGCAUCGUCUAAAAUUGAAGAAGCAAAAACAGAUGCAAUUGUUAAAAGCCCCAUUUGGUAUCGUUAUAAAGAGGGCUUCAAUAAUGCGGUGCGUAAAGAUGUGCACCUACACGAGUUGCUCUAACAUUGAUUAUUAAUUUGUUGACAAAAUACUUAAAUAAAACCUUAAAAUAUAUCUACAAAGGA
Molecule: messenger RNA, 3117 nt
Organism: Scaptodrosophila lebanonensis
Lineage: Eukaryota; Metazoa; Arthropoda; Insecta; Diptera; Drosophilidae
Gene: cutlet
Product: chromosome transmission fidelity protein 18 homolog
Exons: 12
Coding region: 41-3055 (1004 amino acids)
Molecular function (GO): ATP hydrolysis activity; ATP binding
Source: RefSeq, a predicted model, not a curated record